Molecule: messenger RNA, 820 nt
Organism: Urocitellus parryii (Arctic ground squirrel)
Lineage: Eukaryota; Metazoa; Chordata; Mammalia; Rodentia; Sciuridae
Source: RefSeq, a predicted model, not a curated record
CCUGGUGAUGGAGGGCGUGUGGCAGGAGCUGCUGGACAGCGCCCAGAUCGAGAUCUGCGUGGCCGACUGGUGGGGCGCCCGAGAAAACUGCGGCUGCAUCUACCGGCUUCGGGUCCGCCUCCUGGACAUGUAUGAAAACGAAGUGGUCAAGUUCUCAGCGUCCCCCAACCCGGUCCUUCAAUGGACUGAGAGGAGCUGCCGACAGGUCUCCCACGUCUUCACCAACUUCGGCAAGGGCAUCCGCUACGUGUCUUUUGAGCAGUACGGGAGAGACAUGCGUUCUUGGGUGGGACACUAUGGUGCCCUGGUGACCCACUCCAGCGUGAGAAUCAGGAUCCGCCCAUCCUAGUGACCAGCCUGACCCCGCAGUCCAGACUGCACUGCCACCUGCUGGAUGCUGUCAAAAUCAAGGGUGGCUUCACAUCCCAGAGCCAGAGGAUACUCAGGGACAGUGGGGGUCCCGUGUGGCUUGUUCCGGGCACACCUCCCGUAACCCACUUGCUGCUGUUUUGGCGUGGYGGUCCUCAUGCUGUGUGACAAACCAGGGACCCAGGGGGCUCCUUAGAGCUUCCUCAGUUCCCCAGCUGGGGAUGUCAUAAAAGUAACUGACAUUUAGUUGGUUCAUGUCUAUAAAUUAUUUCCUUAUGUGAUGUCACGGGGUAAACCAUUCCCUGGUGACUGGUCUGCGUGUUUUGGGGUGAGCUGACUGCCGGCAGGGAGCGGAGGCCGUUCAGAGCAUCUGACCUGGAGACCARCAAAGACCUCAAAGGAAUCCCAUGUGGUUUGGGGAGUCUCCGGGAUCCAGCUGUGGGGCCAUGAA